AUGGCAAGAGGUAGAGAGAGAGCAGGUGACAUCCUUGCCGCCGUGGCAUCCGCCACCUCAGUGGUGACCGUACUUAUCGGGUCGAUCUAUCUCUAUUGGCAUUUCCCCUCCUUCACGCUGAAAUUCGAAGAAUGCUACUUCGAGAAUCCGGACGAGUACACAUACUGGGUUGAUUGCAACUCCACCUGGUCGAACAACUGGGGCAUGGUUGGAAUUCCCGUCUGGGUUCCAUUUUUCGUGGGCGUGGCAGGCACCUUGAUGUACUACCCUAUGAUGAUGGAGGUGGUCGGAUUCCCAAAGAACUUUCUUCAGCACGGCAUCUUUCUGAUCAUUCAGGCAUUCUUUGCAAACAUCGGCUACUGUGGGAAGCUGGGCGUGGCAACAGGCUUCGUCAGCAUCGCGGUUGGCAUCAUCGCCAUCAUCGCUAGUGGCUUCCACAUCAAGAGCACGCGUAUGAAGGCCUUGGAAAGCAACAGCAAGGGCAUGACCUACCAACUCCAGCAGGACGAGAGCGAGGACUCUGAGGAAGAUGAGAGCGAGUGA
Symbiodinium sp. CCMP2456 is the source of this 543-nucleotide messenger RNA. NCBI's taxonomy places the organism in Eukaryota, Dinophyceae, Suessiales, Symbiodiniaceae. The record is from the annotation of a GenBank genome assembly.